Messenger RNA from Falco peregrinus (peregrine falcon), 3368 nucleotides. RefSeq names its product ribosome-binding protein 1-like. Gene Ontology annotation, cellular component: endoplasmic reticulum membrane. The transcript has 8 exons. Lineage: Eukaryota; Metazoa; Chordata; Aves; Falconiformes; Falconidae. The record is from RefSeq and is a predicted model, not a curated record. Gene Ontology annotation, biological process: protein transport. Bases 1 to 1260 code for a protein of 419 amino acids.
AUGGAUGUCUGUGACCCUCAGAUGCCGAAUGUCGUGCUCUUUGGAGGUCUGAUGGUGGUAUCAGCCAUCGGGAUCUUCCUGGUGUUCACCUUCAUGGAGAAGGUCCUCCGUCCUUCUGAGGAAGCCUUGGCCAAGCAAGGCAAAGGGCUUAAGAAGACUCAGCAGAAGGAAAAAGAGAAAAAGAAGAAAGAGGAAGCUGUUGAGAAAAAAGGAAAAGGAAAGAAAAAUCAAGAGAAACCUAAUGGACAGGUCCCAGAGGCGCACCAAAGUGCUCCAAUGGUCAGCUCUGUCACCAUAAAGAAAAGCAAUGUUCUUCCAGCCCAUGAGGAGCAGAAGCAUAAUGGACCUGUCAAGAAGGUGGCUGCAUCCAAGAAGAAGAGCGAGCCAGCACCUGCGGACUCGGAUGGGCCCCUCCACCUGCCCUACAAGACGCUCGUGUCCACGGUCAGCAGCACGGUGUUCGGCGAGGGGGAGGCCCAGCGGCUCAUCGAGAUCCUGACGGAGAAAGCGGGCAUCGUCCAGGACACCUGGCACGCGGCCAAGCAGAAGGGUGACCCUGUCACUGUCCUGAAACGCCAGCUGGAGGAGAAGGAGAAGCAGCUCGCCACCAAGCAGGAGGCUGCAGCCGCUGCCAGAAACAAGGUGGAGGAGCUGAGCCAGGAGCUGGCGGCCGAGCGGGCCAAGGCGACGGCCGUGGAGGGCAAGCUGAAGGAGCAGCUGCUGGCCCGCGAGCAGGAGAUGGCAGCGGUGCAGGCACGCGUGCAGGCCAGCUACCAGGACCAUGUCAGCGAAACGCAGCAGCUGCAGGGCAAGAUCCGCACCCUGCAGGAGCAGCUGGAGAAUGGCCCCGACACGCAGCUGGCUCGCCUGCAGCAGGAGAACUCCAUCCUGAGCGAUGCCUUCUGCCAGAUCAGAAGUCAGAUGGAGAGCAAGCAAAACGCUGAGGUGGCCAGGUUACAGGAGUGGUGCGGCAAGCUGAUGAACGAGCUGUCUGAGAAGUCAGAGGUGCUGCGGCAAGAGGAGCAGCUGAGGAAGAGCUGGGAGAUGAAAGUGGCGGCCUUGGAGAGGCAGAUGGAGCAGCUGCAGGAAAAACUAGGAAAAAAAAAAAAAAGAAAGAACCGGGGCCAGGCAGCAAGCGAACUACAGGAGCGACUGAAGGUUACCCAGGACCAACUGGCCAAAGGGAGACUGAAGAAGUGUAAAGAACAGCUUCAGGAAACGGGGGAAGAGGACAGCUUGAAGGAAGGGACUUCAGUCUGACGAGUCUGUGACCUAGACCUUACCGUCACCUUACCAAAAUGCCUUACACAUUCCUAAAACGAAAACUAAAAAUAUAUGCCUGAUUUACUGUAGAAAAAAGUUGCAAGCCAUUCGUGACCUAAAACCUAGUUUUGAAACUUAAAAAAAACCCCAAACACAAAAACCCAACCAGUAAACACUGCAGGGAUAUGUUUGUAAGAAAAUCUUCAUACUGUUUUGUACAACUACCGUUUGUUCCCAAGGGCACCGCACCGACCACAUCGGGGCAGGCAGAACCCACAAAUCUGUGAAAAGGGAAGACUCUGUUUGUACAUCAACUGGUGAUUUUUUUUUUUCCUUUCUUUUUUACUUUUUUUGUUUUGGUUUGGGUUUUUUUGUUUGUUGGAGUGGAAGAAGUGUGAAAGUGAGACCCAGCAUGGAAGGAAGCCUCUCUUUGAUGGGUGGCUCUUGGCGCGUAUCCUUUUGUGUAUUUCUGGGUGUCGAUGCAUUUACAAUGAUGUAGUGAAAAGAGCUUAUUCUUGCUUCAUUUUCCGGGUUAUUAUUUACUAAUUUUUUAUUAAGUUUGCAAGCCAGCCAGGUGUUUGGGGUCACUGAAGAAGGACCCUGCUGUGGCCGGGAGCAGAUCCUUUACUCCCCCGCCUUGCUUGCUGUGCUGCAAACAGCCAUCCCCUCUGUUUUUUCUCCAAGAUACGCAAAGGAGAGAAGCCUUCCCUUCCAGCCACGAGUGUUCUCACACUGGCGGUGCACCCCGAGGUCCCCUGCCACGGGGUCAGGCUGAGCGUGGGGACAGGGCAGAGCAGCGUGAGCGUGGGGACAGGGCGCAGCAGCACAGCCUCGCCAGCCCAGCGCAGGCUGCUCCUGCUCUCUUAAGCCUCAGCGCACCCCAGAAAUUCUGUCCCUGCGGGUGCUGCGUGGUGGUGGUCCUUGGGCACUGCCAGGCUCUUCAGCCUUCUCUCUCCCCUUCUUGUGGCUUUCCUGUUGAAACUCCACACAAACCCACCCUUUUUCCCCCGAGUUUUCUUCUUUUUAAAUAAUUUUUCUUUUUUUAUUUCAAGUUGGUUUAUUGGGAAAUGGCAGAGACCACGUCACAGCUUGGUGCCUGCCUCCUCACAAUAAAGCUGCUGAGCCCGGCGCUGACAUCAGCGGGAUUUGAGGAGCUGGUGGGGGGAAAAGGCCCCCAGAGUACUUGGUACCUCUGGGGGGUGUGAAGAACCAAGGCCAGGAAGGGGGAUGAAGGCCAGACCCGCCUCCCUUUUGUUCCCAGAGAAGUCUGCGUGUGCUCAGCCUCUAUAUUAGACACACCAGAGAUUCCACGCAGGCAGGACUGGGUAGACACGUGUCCUGUCCCCCCAGCACUGCAGCUUUGGGGGUCACGAUGGAGAAGGGAUGUGCAAAUCACACUUGGGCUCUGGGGUAUGUGCGUGACCUGUCUCUGAUCAGGCAAGAAAAAGGGGUCCUGCUGAAUUCUGGCUGAGGGAACGGCAAGCUGAGAGCCCACCCCCCACCCCCACCCCCACUGCCUGGUGAUUAACAGUGGUCAAUUAAUUACAGAGCAGACUCCAGCUGCUUAGAGUGCUUUCUCCUGUGUCUGGGAACACAGAUCCUUGCGUCUUCUACUUCAUGAGAAAGGAAUGCCUCCUGUGUCUUUGGCUGUACCCUGUUUCAUAAUAAUGCCAAUGGAAGUGCCUGAGGCCACUUUAGACUGGUUUCUUGACAAAUUCUACUUAUUUGUCGUUUUAAUGUUUGAUUCAUCCUUUCCACUUUCCCACUAGAUUGUGGCCUCCAAGACGCAUGUAAAUCCCAAUUAAUACCCAAUACUUUGCUAACACUUUGGACUACUUCAGCAACAAAGUGUGGACCUCUGUCAGAGGAAAUUCCAAUAGGAACUCCAAAUCUCGGAAUUAUUUCUUGUAAUAACCACUUCACAACCUCUUUUUGCUUGUGUGGUGUGACAGGGAAGGGCUUCUGGCCAUCCUGUAAAAGUAUCAACCCUUACCAGGAUGUACUGGUACCCAUUUUGUCUAGGUAGCUCUGAAAAAUCUACUUGCCAAUAAUCUCCAGGUUCUGUACCAGAUUUCAGUCUGCCCAUUUGAACCUUUUUCUUAAUC